CUUAAUUCACUUUAUAAUUAUACUUGUAAUUUAUACCUUUCCAACCAUUCAUAGUAAUUAAUAAAGUGGGUGACCUUCAAUUCUUAAUAAAUUUAAAUAACGAAUAUUUUACGGAAAUCUCAGCAUAAUAUAAUUUUUACUCAUUUUUAAUCAUGGGAGAACGAGGACCAGAUCAAUGGCUAGAGCAAAUUAAAAAAUGCGUAGCUUUAACUGAAUCAGAUAUGAAACAAUUAUGUGAAUUAGUUAAAGAACUUCUUAUGGAAGAAUCUAAUAUUCAACCUGUUCAAUCUCCAGUGACAGUUUGUGGUGAUAUUCAUGGUCAAUUCCAUGAUUUAUUAGAAUUAUUCAGAAUUAGUGGUGGUUUACCUAGUGAUGAUAAUAAUUCUAAUUAUAUCUUUCUUGGUGAUUAUGUUGAUCGUGGUUAUUUUUCAUUAGAAACUUUCACUUUAUUAAUGGUUUUAAAAGUAAAAUAUCCUCAUCGUAUUACUUUAGUUAGAGGUAAUCAUGAAUCAAGACAAAUUACUCAAGUUUAUGGUUUUUAUGAAGAAUGUUUAACAAAAUAUGGUUCACCAACUGUAUGGAAAUAUUGUUGUCAAGUUUUUGAUUUUUUAACUUUGGCAGCUAUAAUUGAUGGAAAAAUUCUUUGUGUUCAUGGUGGAUUAUCUCCUGAAAUAAGAAUGUUGGAUCAAAUAAGAGUAUUAAGUCGUGCUCAAGAAGUUCCUCAUGAAGGUGGAUUUUGUGAUUUAGUAUGGUCAGAUCCUGAUAAUGUUGAUACUUGGGCUGUAUCACCUAGAGGUGCUGGUUGGUUAUUUGGUUCUAAAGUAAGUCGUGAAUUUAAUCAUAUAAAUAAUUUAAGUCUAAUAGCAAGAGCUCAUCAAUUGGUUAUGGAAGGUUUCCGUUAUCAUUUUAAAGAAAAAGAUGUAGUAACAGUAUGGUCUGCACCUAAUUAUUGUUAUAGAUGUGGUAAUGUUGCUAGUGUUAUGCAAGUUGAUGAAGAUUUAGAACCAAAUUUUAAAAUUUUCUCAGCCGUUCAAGAAGGUGAUUCAUAUGUUAAAAAUAAUCCUAAUAAGCAACAAAGAAGUGAUUAUUUCUUAUAGUUAAUUUUCAAUUCAAUCCCGUUAUACUACCCAUGCAUUUCCAUAAUUUGAUCCAUUUUUAGACAUUCCACAUGCAUGUAUUAUGUUUAUUAUUUAUUAGUGUUUUGUUAUAUUUGGUUAAAGAUGAAUCUCUUGAUUCAUGAUAAUAUAGAAAAUCCAAAUUAAACAAAAAUCCACACACAACACACACACAACGCAAUACAAUUUUCUUUCUGACAAUUUCUAAUCUUAAUGUUUUUUUAUAACCCUUGAUUCUGUCUAACUUUAAUUUUAAUUUGACAAUA
Scheffersomyces amazonensis is the source of this 1381-nucleotide messenger RNA. It is a transcript of the gene SIT4, whose product is annotated as type 2A-related serine/threonine-protein phosphatase. Gene Ontology annotation, biological process: G1/S transition of mitotic cell cycle. Bases 153 to 1097 code for a protein of 314 amino acids. Gene Ontology annotation, molecular function: protein serine/threonine phosphatase activity. NCBI's taxonomy places the organism in Eukaryota, Fungi, Ascomycota, Pichiomycetes, Serinales, Debaryomycetaceae. The record is from RefSeq and is a predicted model, not a curated record. The transcript has a single exon. Gene Ontology annotation, cellular component: cytoplasm.